ACUGACUGCAGCCUUUCCUUCCUGUAAGACCGGUUGAGGAAGUGAAUUUCGCUGACAGGGCUGGGUUCACUGAGGGAGAGGCGAACAAAACAUCUUCCGCGGGGGACAGAAAAAAAAACAAGAAAGCGAGAAGAGCGUUUUGACAAACCAUUCGAAGGUUAUAAGGCGUACAGUCACCGGUGAUAUUGUGCCUCCCCUGCGCAGCUGAGAACGCCGCAGACAUGAGUGAACAGCAGUUAGACUGUGCUCUGGACUUGAUGCGGCGUCUGCCGCCACAACAGAUCGAGAGGAACCUCAGCGACCUCAUUGACCUGGUGCCCAGCCUGUGCGAGGACCUUCUCUCCUCCGUGGACCAGCCCCUGAAGAUCGCCCGUGACAAGGCUGUGGGCAAAGACUAUCUGCUCUGUGAUUACAAUCGGGAUGGUGACUCCUACAGAUCCCCGUGGAGUAAUAAGUAUGACCCUCCCAUUGAAGACGGUGCCAUGCCUUCAUCUCGCUUGAGGAAACUGGAGGUCGAAGCCAAUAACGCCUUUGAUCAGUACAGAGACCUGUACUUUGAGGGUGGGGUCUCAUCAGUGUACCUUUGGGAUUUGGACCACGGCUUCGCUGGCGUUAUUCUCAUCAAAAAGGCUGGCGAUGGAUCCAAAAAGAUCAAAGGGUGUUGGGACUCCAUCCAUGUCGUAGAGGUGCAGGAAAAGUCCACUGGACGCAACGCGCACUACAAACUCACCUCCACCGUCAUGUUGUGGCUUCAGACGACUAAGAGUGACUCUGGCACCAUGAAUCUGGGCGGUAGCCUCACAAGACAAGCGGAAAAAGACGAUACAGUUGGAGAGUCCUCACCCCACAUCGCCAACAUCGGCCGUCUCGUCGAAGAAAUGGAGAACAAGAUUCGCUCCACACUGAAUGAUAUCUACUUUGGGAAAACUAAGGAUAUUGUCAACGGACUUAGGAGUGUUACAUCUCUGGCUGACAAGUCAAAGCAGGAGGCUCUCCAAAGCGAACUGUUCAAGGCGCUCAAACUGAAAAACCAAAGCUAGAGAUGCUACUGUUCUGUCCGUUUCUCUCCGCCCUCUCUUCUCAUGUUAAUUUUCCCGCGUCUGUCUCUCUCGCUGCACUCUUGUUUAUUUGUGGGAAAGAAAAAAAAAAAAAAAAAAGAGAAAAUGCUUCGCUUUUCUCUCGCCCCUUUCUCCUGUUAAAUUUGGUUGUUUUCAUGUAUUUCUCCAUGUUCUGAAGCCAUUCACUCACACUCCCUUCCAUGUUCCCCGAAACUAAAGAUAGCAUUAUGACGGUUAAUGAUAGUCUUGCAGCGUGAGGGUCGGUGUAGUACUAAUACCCCAAGCCCCCCCCAUUUCCGCGAUGUCCUCAGUCAUUUGGAACUGAACGAUCUUUAUUUCCUCUCAGUCGAGGAGAUAAACGUGCACAGGCUGUUGUGCUCUCAGUGGCAUCGUCGUGAUCACGUUUCUUCCUUGAACACAACCUUAGAUUUCUCUGUCCAAAUUGAUAACUGUCGUUUUAAUCUUCCCCUCACAUGGAGGCUUUUGCCUUGUGUCGGAAGAUUUUUACUCAUCAUCUGUCGGCAUGCAUGUGAGCCCGUGUGUAAGCGGGAGUUGCAGUCAGUGGAAAAUACUUACCGCCAUAAUAAUGACCCCCCCCUACCACCUUGCCACAAUGUGUAUAACAUGACCUCUUGACAGUAUCUUAACUUUUCCCUCUGCUCACCUUCUAUGUCUUUGUUGGGGGUCACAGUUUUUGUCAGUGGAAACCUUUGACCGUUUCCAUUUUGGAGGGGAAACUUUGUAUUUUGUUUUUGUUUUAAUUUUGUAAAGCUUAUGAUUCAUAUUGUAUUAGAGCCUCCAGCAACAAUAAAGUAAAAAAAGCUA
Hippocampus zosterae (dwarf seahorse) is the source of this 1883-nucleotide messenger RNA. RefSeq names its product capping actin protein of muscle Z-line subunit beta (gene capzb). Gene Ontology annotation, molecular function: actin filament binding. Bases 222 to 1040 code for a protein of 272 amino acids. Gene Ontology annotation, biological process: barbed-end actin filament capping; cell morphogenesis; negative regulation of filopodium assembly. The transcript is spliced from 9 exons. Gene Ontology annotation, cellular component: F-actin capping protein complex; cytoplasm. NCBI's taxonomy places the organism in Eukaryota, Metazoa, Chordata, Actinopteri, Syngnathiformes, Syngnathidae. The record is from RefSeq and is a predicted model, not a curated record.